CACGAGCUGGACGUUCCGAGCGUGUACUAUAUUAUAAUAUACAUAGUGUGCGUGCACCGGCUUUGGAUUUCGAUCAGAUUUUUUUUCCACUAUCCACCCUCGUCAACACCUGUAGCACGGUACUAUCUGCAGAGGUCCGCGAUACAUACGCAUUUAAAAACAUAACGUUAUACACGCGGUCAUCAGUGAAUAGAUCGCUGAGCAAUAAAUUCGAGUCAAUUAUCGGGAAUUAACCACUAAGAACGAGCGGUGUUCACCAUAAAAGAACGCUUCAUUAGCCCCACAAGACGUGGUCUAAUUGGGCUUAUGAAUGUUUAACAUGUCUACUAACCUAGAAAAUCCCAUUUUAAAUUUUGACCAAUUCAACGUGACGAACGCGAUAAACGAGACGUCCAAAGCUAUAGUAGAGUCGGUUAUGAGCACAACGAUGAUAAACGACGGACCGCUGGUGGACAGCGACGCCGUAUCGCCUGUCACGCUGAGCAUGGAAUGGAGUAGGGUGGCCAGGCUGUUGAUCAUGCUUGGCCUGUCCGUCAUCGGAAGCAUUGGUAACGUGUACAUGAUCAGCUCGGUAAUGAUUGAGGACCAUCUCAACAAAAGGGGCAACACUUUCGUGGCGAACGUGGCGCUGGCCGACCUGUUAAUCAGCGGCCUGGUCAUUCCAGCAUCUGCCGUGGUCAUCCUGUCCGGUCUACAGGAUUCUCCGCCGGUGUGCCAGUUUCAAUGGUUCCUGUCGAUCCUGUGUUGCUUGGUAACCGUGCUUACCAUGGCCGCGGUGGCGGCCGAAAACUACAUAAGACUCUGUCUGACACCCGAAUGCUACGCCAAACUUACCGUCACGAAAAUCACCACGCUCUUGUUCGCCAUUUGGAUCGUCAGCUCGAUCCUGGUCACGUUACAAUUUGUCUACAAGAUGGGACCAGACUAUUGCGCCAAAAAGGUGAGCAGCAUCGUUCCGACACAGGCGCUGGCGGCCGGUGCCAUCGUGCUGGCGCCGUUGCUCAUCACGGCCGGGCUGUACAUGCGCAUCACUUACCAGGUGCACGUGGCCCGGCUGAACCCGAGCUUCAAGCCGCCGCUGGCGUUCAACUGGGACUACUCGCUGAUGCUGGCCAACGCGUACAGCUUCGUCAUGUUCGUCGUGUUCUGGGCGCCGUUCGCCGUCGUCCUGGCGCUGGCCACCGUCCAGCGGCUGUCCGCGCAGGUGUUCUACAACCUCGCGUGGCUGGCCCUCAGCAAGUCGUGCUUCAACAACCUGGUGUACUGCGCCGGCAACCGGCACUUCCGCAACGCGUACGUCAACCUGUUCCACUACUGCUGCUGCAAGACGACGGUGACGUUCUCGCGACGGGCCCGCGACGGCGUCAGCCGUCCGUCCGGCGACGUCCGCGUGCACAUCAUACCCGGCUACAACAUGUACUCGUACACCAGUCCCACCAGGUCGCGCGAGUCGGGGUCGUGCCCGCUGCAGGGCAGGCCGCGGGCCAGGGCCAACGGCGGCGGCGGCGGCCUCGGCUGCGGCGGCGGUGGCGGCGGCGGUGGCGGCGGUGGCGGCCGCGACGUGUACGAGCUGUAA
Messenger RNA from Rhopalosiphum maidis (corn leaf aphid), 1576 nucleotides. RefSeq names its product melatonin receptor type 1A-like. Gene Ontology annotation, biological process: G protein-coupled receptor signaling pathway. The transcript is spliced from 5 exons. The record is from RefSeq and is a predicted model, not a curated record. NCBI's taxonomy places the organism in Eukaryota, Metazoa, Arthropoda, Insecta, Hemiptera, Aphididae. The coding region runs from base 311 to 1576 and encodes 421 amino acids. Gene Ontology annotation, cellular component: membrane. Gene Ontology annotation, molecular function: G protein-coupled receptor activity.